AUGUCAGUGUCGGGUUGGUUUCAUAACGAUGAAGCGUGUCAAGUGGACACAGAAGGCAUUCCAGAGCUCGAUGUACCUGGGAUUGAGCCUCUAAGUCUUGGUCAAAUUGCACUCGCCAGAGGGCCCCAGGGUGCCAAACUGACGGCGGUUGUCAACGAUGUCAAAGUUCGGGGCCCUAGCAACUUCAAAAUCACUGAGUUAAAGUCGGACUUGAACAAGAAUCGUUUCGAUUUUAAAAUUCUUCUACCGAAAUUGGAGUUCGCCGGAAAAUAUAAAAUGGACAUACAAGUGUUAUUGUUGCGGCUGCAGGGAAGAGGGAACAUCACAGGAUCCUUUAAGGACUACGCUUGUAACGUCACCAUGCGAGGCCAUAAAGAGAAGAGAGGCGACAACGAAUACCUCAAGUUCGACCCCAUGAAGGUGAAGCUACGCGUCGGGGACUCCUCCAUCUACCUGACGAAUCUCUUCGACGGAGACCCAGUGCUGGGGCCGGCCACCAACAGGGUCAUCAACGAAAACUCACAGGUCUUCCUCUCUGAAAUCAGCCCAGUCAUGGAGAAAACUGACUACUUUCCACAAUGUAAGAAAAGCGAUCCACAAAUCGAGAAAUGCAUCUUAGACGCCAUAGAAACAUUAAGACCAAAACUGCUGAAAGGAAUACCAGAGGUGAACGUACCUUCCCUCGAGCCCUUCAAUGUGCCCACUCUCAAGCUGGAUAGGACGGCCACGAAUCUUCGAUUAAAAGCAACCAUCAAGAAUAUGAAGGCUUACGGCGGAAGCAACUUUAAGAUCGAGAAGUUAAAGUUGAACCUGAACGAUAAAUAUGAAGGACAGAUGAAAUUAACGUUGCCAAAACUAUCAGUGGUUGCUGAUUAUGAUGUGCGUGGCUCCAAGAUCCUCACCCUGGACAUCAGUGGCAAAGGACAACUGAGGAGUAAUUUCACCGGGAUAACAGUAGUGGUAAAAGGUGCAGCUAGAGUAAUCGAAAGAGACGGCGUAGAAUAUUUACAAGCUGACAAGAUGAUCGCCAAGUUGAAAAUUGCUCAUGGACAGCUGGCUGUUGAGGAUACGGAGAGACCUGUUGCUGCAACUUCUGCUGCAGCAUUCUUCAAUGCGAGUCCAGGUGUCAUCCUCGACAUCCUGAACCCACUGAUCGAGGAAAGCAGUGCUGCCAUCUUCAAGGCAUUCUUCAACAAGAUCCUCGCCACUAUACCACUUCAGGAAAUACUUGUAGCUUAG
Molecule: messenger RNA, 1239 nt
Organism: Leptosia nina
Lineage: Eukaryota; Metazoa; Arthropoda; Insecta; Lepidoptera; Pieridae
Source: the annotation of a GenBank genome assembly